This is a messenger RNA of Manihot esculenta (cassava), 1275 nucleotides long. RefSeq names its product probable F-box protein At4g22030. The record is from RefSeq and is a predicted model, not a curated record. NCBI's taxonomy places the organism in Eukaryota, Viridiplantae, Streptophyta, Magnoliopsida, Malpighiales, Euphorbiaceae. The transcript has a single exon. The coding region runs from base 1 to 1251 and encodes 416 amino acids.
AUGGCUGUCCUAAAAACUUCAGGUCUUCUAAUCUCCUCUUCAGGGACAAAUAUUUCUUCAAAAAGAAUCAAUGCUGCUAUUUCUCUCCCAAAACUUCCUAAAAUCCGUUUCCCACUUCCCAGAAAUUUGGUUAAGGAAAUGAUCUUAAAAGGUUCCAUCUCAAAAGCCAUCCCAGCGGAAAAGAAUGCCACCACCACAACAAUAGAUGAAUCUUUCAUCAAUUCCACUGCUACUGAAAUUUCCCAGCUUUAUGCCAUCUUAGAGAUUGUUGCUGAUAGAGCAGAGAUGCAUAGAAACCUUGGUGAGCAACGGGACAAUUGGAACAAACUUCUUUUGAACUCUAUUAACAUGAUCACUCUCACCGCUACUACCAUGGUUGGCGUUGCAGCAACAAGUGGUGCAGGUGUUCCUCUUUUGGCUUUGAAGCUGUCCUCGACUCUUUUGUUCUCUGCAGCUACUCUGAUGUUGCUUAUCAUGAACAAUAUCCAGCCCUCACAGCUUGCAGAAGAGCAACGUAAUGCCACAAAAUUGUUUGGACAGCUUCAUAGCCAAAUACAAAUUACAAUUGCUCUUCAUGAUCCAACAGAGUUGGACGUGAAGGAUGCAAUGGACAAAGUAUUGGCUCUUGACAAAGCUUACCCACUUCCUUUGCUUGGGAAAAUGAUUGAGAAGUUUCCUGCAAAAUUUGAGCCAGCCGUUUGGUGGCCCAAAACUAAAAACUUCCAAAGAAAUAGCAAAAGACCUGGAAAGAAUGGAUGGAGUGAGGAGCUUGAAAUGGAGAUGAGGGAAGUUACUGAAGUGAUAAAAGGAAAAGAUACAGAAGAUUAUAUGAGGUUAGGAAACUUGGCAUUGAAGAUAAACAAGAUUUUAGCCAUCUCAGGUCCAUUGCUAACUGGCAUUGCAGCCGCUGGGUCGGCAUUUGUGGGUAACGGUUCUUGGGCAGCAAUAGUUGCAGUGGCUGCGGGUGCAUUAGCUUCCACAGUUGAUACAUUUGAGCAUGCUGGCCAAGUUGGUAUGGUGGUUGAAAUGUACAGAAACUGCGCUGGAUUCUUCUCACUUAUGGAGGAAUCAAUUGAGUGUUCACUAGAAGAAACAGAUUUUGAUAGAAGAGAAGAUGGAGAAAUGUUUGAAAUAAAGAUGGCUUUACAGCUCGGAAGAAGCUUAUCAGAGCUUAGAAAUCUUGCCCAAAAAUCUUCUUCUUCACGUAUGGAUGGAGCCGAAGUAGAUGAAUUCGCUAGCAAACUCUUUUGAUAUCUAGAAUGCUUUUUUGUUCAU